AUGAUCUCACAACAUGGGAUUUUAGCUUCAUGGACGAUCUCGUUCUUCAUCUUUCGUUUUUGCAAGUCAGGGCUACUGAUACACGCCACAGACGAGCCACUUUGGCGACAUAACACUGUUGGCCACAUCGAAGCUUUAUGGUCCAACUUCCAUGAUGAUGCUCUCCUAAAUCUAGCUUCUGAUUCUAAUCAUGAUCAUCAAUCAGUUGACCGCAAAUCAUCAAACAAGAGAGUUUUGUGGGAAUUGGAUCCUACUGAUUCCCAAAGAUCUCCGACAAUAGAUGGCAACGUGAAAAAGAAGUCGGGGAUAGGACGUUCGGUCUCAGAAGCAGAUAUGUUGAGCAGAGGGAUCUCUUCUGGUCGGAAAGAAGUCAAUGGAUUGAGACCUGUCACAACUGGUCGCAAGGUUUUCCGAACUUCUCUUCUGGAUAUUCCCGGGACAAACUUCGUUCAAACAAAAUCUCUUCAAAAAGAUCCCAUGCGUCCCACGAUAUCUCCAACAUCUGUCUUGGAUGUCUCCUCAGAUGCAGAAAGCGAGAAAGCAUCCUUACCAACAAUCUCAGCGGCUGGACAGCACAUCGAUCAUAUAAUUCCCUCUUCGAAAUCAUUGGAGUCUAUCAAGGAAUCGGCAUCUGCUUCAUCUUCCCCUGGUAUAAAUACAUUAUCCAAUGAGGCUGUGGCGCCUAAGCUGGAUGCAUAUUCCAUAGAUCCAGUGGAAAAGAGUGACGAAAUCAUAGGAAGCGCAUCGGAGAGGCAUGGCCGACUAAGGCUAUACCUUCCUAGACCCAACCUGGUAAAAGCACCUCCGCCACCCCGAACUCGGCGUUUGACAAAAGGGUCAGGGAUCCUUGAUGGUUUUUAUGACAAGCUCUACGAGGAACGUGCCGUCAUCUCUUCUCUUACUAAAAGGAUUUUGGAUAUCGUUGUGCUUGAUUUGGUAAACCUAGACUCGAAAUCCGUACCAAUCCUUCUGGAGUUGAAGACACUCUUGAUCACCGUGGGUGAAAAAUUGAAUCACCUUCGCCAACAUACUUUCGUGAGACUCUAUGCAACUUUUUCGGUAUGGCAAGAAAGUCGUAAAAAAGCCGUGGAGAUUUUGGAAAAAGUUUCGAUCAUCUAUCUUGAAUCGAUAAAUCAACUGAAAGAUGCUUCCGGAGUAGUGCACGCUCAGUAUAAUAUGUCACAAAAGUUUCUACGUAUGAUGAAACAAGAGUUGUUAGAAGUCGGUUUGGCGUCCUUCAAAAGUCAUGUAAAAGAACUUAUGAGACAAGUUGAAGAUAUCGCUCCUCGAGAAUAUGGAAAAAAGCUUGAUCCCUUGGCCAUCAGUUUGGACGCUCAUGAACAUGCUCCAUUUCGACUGUCAAUCUUGGGUCUCAAAGAACCAUCAAAACCUGUUGAAAUCAAGCACAGGCAAAUUGCUCAUACUUUGAACCCCGAUGUUCUUUGUCUUCCGGUACUCGACGUUAUCCUAUCGGGGAGUGAAAGUGGCGCGAGAGUUGCAGGCGUCCUCAUAAUAGAUGACAUGCCGGCGCAUAUCAGAAUGUUACAAAGGGUCGUCAACACCCCACGGUCAAGCACUUUGAAUGAUUUUGAGGCACUCGAAGAGAGUCUCUUAGAUUUCAAGAAAUGUCUGCGCACUAGCUUCACUCUUAUGGCCUGGGGAUUUGCCCACAACCUCCCACCCUCAUCUCUUGACAAUUUGCUAGAUGAUAGCAUGGCCUUAAACAGGAUUUUGAAAACUUUGCGCCACAUCUUGGAUCUUCAUCCCCUUCAUCCAAGGGGAAUUGGAAAGCCGGGUCCCGAUUACGAAGACAUUGGGGAUUUCAUUGCAGAGACGCUGGUGAAAUCUAUUGGUAAAGGGUCAAAGAUCUUACUAGAAAGGCUAACAUUUAUGUCUCAGGAAGGAUCUCGAGAGCCAACCGGUCUUCACUGGUUCUGGGGAGCGGAUGCAGCACUCGAUCACUUCCCCCAUCAUCUUUUACCCGAAAGAUCCUAUCAGCGUUCAUGCUACCUUUGGAAGUUCUGCUUGAACCAAGUGGACCACAUGCUCCAAACAGCAAUUCAAGAUUUUGAGCUUCUGGAAAAAAGAGCAUUAGAAGAAAUCAAUGUCGUACAUUGGUCUGCAAUGGAGUCGUUAUCCGAUAGGAUCUUGAUGUUCAGGAGAGAACUAGACAAACUUCUCGCAAGUGAUGUUGGGCCCAUAUCCACAGGUUCAAUCAUCAAUCCAGUUCCCCAGUACUCUCGCAUUGAGCCAAAGGUCAAAUAG
This is a messenger RNA of Melampsora larici-populina 98AG31, 2265 nucleotides long. RefSeq lists its product as uncharacterized. The transcript has 7 exons. The record is from RefSeq and is a predicted model, not a curated record. The coding region runs from base 1 to 2265 and encodes 754 amino acids. Lineage: Eukaryota; Fungi; Basidiomycota; Pucciniomycetes; Pucciniales; Melampsoraceae.